Molecule: messenger RNA, 387 nt
Organism: Aspergillus mulundensis
Lineage: Eukaryota; Fungi; Ascomycota; Eurotiomycetes; Eurotiales; Aspergillaceae
Exons: 1
Coding region: 1-387 (128 amino acids)
Source: RefSeq, a predicted model, not a curated record
AUGAAGCCCUCCACACUUCUUCUCUGCCUCGCUCCUGCGGCUGUACUUGUUGCGGCUGACCCUAUCCCGUACGCCGUCGCUCCUAGCCCGUCACUACAGAACGGUCUCUCCUCAAGACCUCUACCAGACGUGCAGACAACUCCGGAAGACGUGCCACAGAUACAAUCAGAAGCGCAAAAGAUGCUCCACCUUCAAGUCGCAGACGCCCAAACGAAACCAGACACGAUAGCCAUUCCUCUUCUUCGGAGGACGGCGCUUUCUUUGCGGACACGGAGGUCAUCUACCGAGUUGACGAAGCGGAGCGAAGGCACAUUGGGGCAGACGCCGUGGAUAGGAAUGGCCAUUGGGCUGACCUGCACAACAAUGGCAGCUGUGAUGCUGGGGUAA